Messenger RNA from Sitodiplosis mosellana (orange wheat blossom midge), 2973 nucleotides. Its product is annotated as insulin-like growth factor-binding protein complex acid labile subunit. The record is from RefSeq and is a predicted model, not a curated record. The transcript has 3 exons. The coding region runs from base 1120 to 2850 and encodes 576 amino acids. Lineage: Eukaryota; Metazoa; Arthropoda; Insecta; Diptera; Cecidomyiidae. Gene Ontology annotation, molecular function: protein binding.
GUAACAAGUGAAAGUGAGUACAAAAAAGAUGAAGCUCGUGAUUUUCUUAAUCCUGAUUGUUGUUUGUAACAUUGCCAAAACCAUGAGAUAAUUUUCUCGUCAAUCAAGUCCAAUUGGCAACGGCCAAGUAAAUUUUGAAGUGCAAAUCAACGGUCCAACGACAAAUGUUCAAGCCGAAAUUGGUAAAAUUUGGCAAAGCAAAGAUGGACGCACAAAAGUCGAAGUGAGUACAAAUGUUCGCUAUGAAUUCGGACAUGGGGACCUUCGUACAAUACCAAAAUAAAGCGGAAGCCUAAAAGUCACUCACACUUGGUGAAUCUGAAUCAAAUAUUGAAUAUGAUUCAACAAAGUAAAUCGAAGGUUAUAACAUUUGGUUUCAGUCAUUCUUCGCAACACACACAAAAAAUUACAAUUUUAUUUCAAGCGUGAUUCGCUCAAGAGAAUAUUCAAACAGACACAUUGUCACGUAUAUCCAUUGGAAUUCAUUUAUUGGUUGUUAAAUUCAUUCCUAUUGUAAAAAAAAUAUUGAUAAGUUACAGUAAUUUGCUAGAUCAUUGUUUUAAUCUCUUAAACAAUUUCGAAAUGAUGUAAAUAAAAAAAACUUCGUUCGAAAAGAGAGAAAAAAAAAUAGAAAUUCAUUACGUAGAAUGUGCAUUGAUGGGGCAAUAAUAAUCGGUCUGCAUUUGAGUUACAGAAUUGUUUAAGUCACAACUUCAAGAUAACUGUUUGUGGCGAGUUUAUCGGUUUCUUUGUAUUUUGUGCUUCUUAAAAUAUGCGCCGUGUCUCAGCUGACGAAAACAAAAUGAUAAAAAAUGUACAUCUUUUGAUUCGUAUCAGUCGGGUAAUCAGUGUCGAUCUCUGCAUUGGAUUUACUUAAUCUUAUCUUUGAUACACACAUGAUAUCUGAGCAUUUUUUUCUCGGUUCUCAUGAAAAUAACAUGUCUAUUAAGUCUCUUUCUCUCUAUCUCUCCCUCUCUGUGUGUGUAAGUUAAUUUGCACCCGCAACACCAGGAACUGUAUGUGCGUACAGUCAGUAUCAGUUUGUAGUGUGUUUUGAAAAGUACUCGAGAAAGUUCCGUUUCCAAGAAAUCGAAAUCGAAAUUGAUUUGUCCGGUAGUGAUGGGUCAAAACCCUCUUAUCGCGUUUGUCAUCUUGGCAUUCAAUUGCCAAUGGAUAAACAGUGCAUCGAUCGAAUCAAAUAUUCAAACAAAUUGUACUUUGGACGAUUUACGUAACAUCAAUGAUCAGUAUAAAUCUGUAAAUUCGCCAUUGUCCUUGAGUUUUGUGUUUACCGAUUGCAAUGUGACCUCGUUGCCGGAUGCAUUCUUCGUGAACGUCGCCAAUACACAGUCCAUUGAAUUUGUGCGCUCGAAUCUGUUCACAAUAAGCCCGUUUGCGUUCAGUGCUUUGGCCAAAUUGGAGUCAUUGACCAUCGUUGGCAAUCCGAAUUUGACAGCGCUUCAAUCGUGGGCGGCAAAUAAUUUAGACAAAUUGAUGCAAUUAAACUUGUAUCACAAUGGCAUACGUGACUUAGAUACGUUUGCAUUGCGUCGAUAUCCAAAAUUGUUAUCGUUGAAUUUGCACGGAAAUUUUAUUACUGAGAUUCCGGUUGGUUUCUUUGACUUUUCGCUGAACAUUGAAACGUUGAACUUGGCCAAAAAUUCACUUGAACGCAUCGAAUCGUUUACGUUCAAAGCAUUAUUGCGGUUGAUCGACUUGAAUUUGGCAAACAAUCGUAUUAAUUUUAUCGAUUCGUAUGCAUUAACAACGACGACACGCCUAAAAACAUUGCAAUUGAAUGGCAAUCAACUAACCACAAUAAAUACCAUGGUUUUUUACAAUUUGGCACGGUUGGAGUAUUUGAAUCUAAGCGAAAAUGCACUCAACGACUAUGGACUCGAAGAAAAUGCCUUUCAACAGAAUACACAACUACUUCAUUUGGAUGUCAGUCACAAUACAAUGAUCGCAAUUCAAACGUAUGCAUUGAGUGGAUUAAAAGCACUUCAAGUUUUGAAUGCAAGCCACAAUCAAAUUGCGUCGAUUCCAUCGAUUGCAUUGAAGGACCUCGAAAGCUUAAUACAUUUGGAUGUUUCCAAUAAUAAAUUGACGCAUAUACUUGAUAAUCAAUUUGCAUCGUUAAAUUCAAUUGAAUCGAUAAACAUUUCACACAAUGAACUCAAUUCAAUUCAACCGUUUACGUUCACCGACUUGAAAACAUUGCAAACACUCGAUUUAGCAUCAAAUCACUUGCAGACAGAUGAGUUCCUUGAACAAGCAGCCGCGAUUAAAUCCAUCGAUUUACAUCAUAAUCAAUACCAUGAAAUGAAUCUAUCGGCAUUUAAAACAGUUGAAAGUGUUUAUUUGAAUAAUAACCCAUGGAAUUGUUCAUGGCUUUUGAGUGCCCUAUCGAAAAAGGAGCAUUUAGUUUCCAAUUUACAAUUUGGUUUCGAAUUUGAUGGAUUUCCAGAUGGAAAUUCCACCAAACCAUUGAUAGAAGAAGUUGAGUGCCUGGAUUAUCGACAAUCAACCAAAUGGCCAUUAACUCGAAAAAUUGUCAUUAUCAACACGGAUUGUAAUGCAUCUAAAAAUGGGAAAAAGAAAAAGCCAACAAUAAGCACGUAUCCCAGAACGUUUAGCAAGUUAUUAAACGAAGAAUUCGAUGUCAAGGCAUGCCUUUUAUGGACGGUGAUCGCUGUAUUCCUUGUCAUUGGGCUCGUUCGUCUUGGCAAAUACUGUCUCGAUAAGAGUGAAAAGAAGAGCGAACGAUACCGUAUUGUUCAGCAAGAAAAAGUGCUCAAAGACAUUGACGAUUAUUUCGCCAAGAAUAACAAACGAAAGCAACGCUCCUAAGCAACGGAAAAUAUUAUUAAAAAUAUAAUCAUUUUUAAGCCAAAUCUCUGUAAUUUCAAUCGAACUCAUAUAUAAUUGUAUUGAAUGUAACGAAUAAAAUUAUUUCAAAAUCUCAACAACUCA